AUGCCCUCAUCCCAGUGCUCUCACAGGUAUAACUUUCUCAUGUUCCUGCCCACAUGUGCUCCUGCCCACAUGUGCCUUCCCUUCCCUCAUGCGCCUUCCCACAUGCAUCUAUGCGACCUGCGCCUUCCUACAUGCCCUCAUCCCAGUGCUCUCACAGGUAUAACUUUCUCAUGUUCCUGCCCACAUGUGCUCCUGCCCACAUGUGCCUUCCCUUCCCUCAUGCGCCUUCCCACAUGCAUCUAUGCGACCUGCGCCUUCCUACAUGCCCUCAUCCCAGUGCUCUCACAGUGCUCUCACAGGUAUAACUUUCUCAUGUUCCUGCCCACAUGUGCUCCUGCCCACAUGUGCCUUCCCUUCCCUCAUGCGCCUUCCCACAUGCAUCUAUGCGACCUGCGCCUUCCUACAUGCCCUCAUCCCAAUGCUCUCACAGGUAUAACUGCCCUCAUGUGUUCCUGCCCUCAUGUGUUCCUGCCCACAUGUGUUCCUGCCCACAUGUGUUCCUGCCCACAUGCGCCUUCCCACAUGCCCCACCUUGGCCCCACCUCUUUCCACCGCCUCUCCCCCCUCCCCACCUCUUCAGGACUUUCUGGUCUUCCUGGUGUGGCAGCUUACCCUCUCUUAUGUCUUCCUCACUCGCCACUACUCGCUGCCGCUCUGCACCGCACACAACCACCGUGUUCCUCUCUCCCCAACCCCACCAGAUCUUCCUGGUGUGGCAGCUCACCCUCUCUUAUGUCUUCCUCGGCCGCCGCUACUCGCCGCAGCAGAUUCUGGGAUGCUUCCUCGUGA
Messenger RNA from Closterium sp. Naga37s-1, 789 nucleotides. The record is from the annotation of a GenBank genome assembly. Lineage: Eukaryota; Viridiplantae; Streptophyta; Zygnematophyceae; Desmidiales; Closteriaceae.